AUGUCCACACCUUCGACUCCAACUAAAUCGCCCAGUAAGAAACAUCACAAAAGGCCGAAUGUGUUUGAACGCUUAUCAAAUCCAAUGAACUUCACUGGGGUGUACUUGGAGAGGUUUCGGUCCGGAGGUAGCAUCAACGCAGAGGCUCCAUCUGGAAAUAUCAACAGUUUGGCAGAAAUUCUAAGGCCAACAGUGAAAAGCUCAACAUGUGUCCAUAUAUCCUUCGGAUGGGAUCCAGGACAACACAAAAACAGUGGAUUGGUUCACGACACACCAGCCACAAGAAACAAUCCCUAUCAUACAACAACAGGAAAUUCAGCCUUAUCAAUUCCGUUCAAGGCUAAGAUAAUGGAAGAGAGCUCCAUGAAGAAACGACGAAAAUCUCUGAGCGCUUUGAACUCUCCCCAUCUUCAGUCUCCUUUUUUCAAUUCUGAACUUCCUUCUGCAAUGAGAACUCCAUCUGUGAGCAGUAUCAACAGGCCCAGUAGUGCUCUUCCUUCAUUCAGAAACGAUUCCGAGGACUUAAUAUUAUCCAAAUUACGAUUAACUUCCAACUUGUUUGACGAAAAAACCUCUCCAAACGAAAAACAAGAAGAUGGCAUGUCAGCUCCUGUUAGUCCAACUCUUCAACUUUCACCUUCAGAGAAAUCGGCUAACCUGAGAGAAAGGCCUUCCAUUACGGUUUUGAAACAUCAUCCAACAGAACAAACCAAAUUAUCCCCAAUCACCAUUUACGAUAGAUUGUAUGAUUCAAGUACAUACACUGGGGUGUACAAAGAACGAUUUGCAUCAGGAAAUGGAUGUAUCAAUGGUUCUUCAGAGUAUUAUCCUGAGAAUGCAAUGCAGUCAGCGUGUCCUGAAAAACGAAUCCAAAGAACUCCAGCUAAGAAUUCAUCCCUUAAAAUAAGCUCAAUACAUGCAGCAGAACCACAAACAACAACAUCGUUACCAAACCAAUCACUUGCCAGCAGUAAUCUUUUAAAUUCUCCUGAUCGACAGCGUUAUUUCCGACAAGGCUCUUAUUCGGAAACGUUCGCAAAGAAAGCAAAACAAAAAAAUAUAAUAUGA
Molecule: messenger RNA, 1068 nt
Organism: Naegleria lovaniensis
Lineage: Eukaryota; Heterolobosea; Eutetramitea; Acrasida; Naegleriidae
Exons: 1
Coding region: 1-1068 (355 amino acids)
Source: RefSeq, a predicted model, not a curated record